AUGCGAGAGCUUGGAAUGUUGACACAACUGGAUAGGUUGGCCAUUCUGAAAGUUAAAAAAGAAGAUGGAAGGGAUUUGUGCUCGUCAAUCUCCAAACUAACCAGGCUUCAAUCAAUAUCCAUAGCUUCUGUUGAUGAAGAUGAGAUUAUUGAUCUGCAACACCUCUCUAGUCCACCUCCAUUCCUUGAGAGAAUGUACUUAUAUGGACGCUUGGGGGCUUUACCAAAAUGGCUACCCUCUCUCAGUAGCCUGACGAAAUUGCUCCUGAGGUGCAGUUGCCUAAAGGAUGACCCUCUCGUGUCUCUGGAAAAUCUGCCCAAUCUUGUGCAUCUUGAGUUGCGUCAGGUUUAUGAGGGAAGCUCAUUGUGCUUUAGAGCAAAAGGCUUUAAGAAGCUAAAUAUUCUACGUCUUGACCUUUUUGACAAACUUAGGUGCAUAGAAGUGGAGAAGGGAGCAAUGCCUUUUCUUCAGAAGCUUGCAAUUCGGCGUUGCAAGUUACUAGAGAAUCUUCCAUCAGGUGUUGAAAACCUGACAAAGCUGAAAGUGCUGAAGAUUUUUGAUAUGCCAGAUAAGCUCGUCAAGAAGCUUGUGCAAGGUGCACAAGAUGAUGACUAUCAUAAAGUUGCACAUAUUCCGGAAAUACGUUGUGGCUACCAGAGAGAUCAGGGUUGGGAUAUCCAGUUAAUCGAUAGAUCAGUGCAACGAGAUGGUGCGACCACCCAAGGCACAAGCAUGGGAAGCAAUGAGUUCCCACCAUGUGGAAGUGAAUACAAAAAUGGGCUUGUGGGUAUUGAAGAACCGAAGAAGCAACUGGUUUCUCGGUUAAUUGAGGGCACUUCUAGGCCGCAGGUUAUCUCAGUCGUUGGGAUGGGAGGCUUGGGCAAAACCACUCUCGUAAAUGAAGUUUAUGAACAUCCAGAGGUCAAGAAACAUUUCAUGGUUUGUGCUUGGAUCACUUUCUCUGGCUCGCCAAAUAUAGGAGAGCUCCUCCAGAACAUGCGGAGUAAGGUACUGCUUGUUCUAGAUGACACAUGGAGGAUAGACGAAUGGGAUGCUGUCAAACAUGCACUGCCUAACAACAUGUGCGGCGGCCGAAUAAUCAUCACAACCAGGAAUUAUGAUCCAGCAUGCACCUCUUGCCGAGAAUUCGAGGGGAAGGUCUAUAAGAUGGAGCCUCUGCCGGUAGAACAGUCAUGGAAGCUUUUCUGCGCAAAGACAUUUCAUGGGAGUUCAUGCCCUUCCCAUCUGGAGGAGACCUGUGAGUUUAUUUUCAGAAAGUGUGAAGGACUGCCGCUUGCUAUAGUGGCCAUCAGCGGUGUUUUGGCCACGAAAAACAAGCACAGAAUAGAUGAAUGGGAAUUGGUUCGUCGCAGUGUGGGAACAGAGAUUGACUGCAACGACAAACUCAAAAACUUGAACAGAGUUCUUUCGCCUAGCUUUAAUGAUCUACCGUACUACCUGAAAUCCUGCCUCUCGCACUUAAGUUUAUUUCCUGAGGGUUGCCCCCUUAAGCGGAAGAGACUGAUUCGAUUAUAG
Molecule: messenger RNA, 1536 nt
Organism: Eucalyptus grandis
Lineage: Eukaryota; Viridiplantae; Streptophyta; Magnoliopsida; Myrtales; Myrtaceae
Product: disease resistance protein RPM1-like
Exons: 3
Coding region: 1-1536 (511 amino acids)
Biological process (GO): defense response to other organism
Molecular function (GO): ADP binding
Source: RefSeq, a predicted model, not a curated record